Molecule: messenger RNA, 2432 nt
Organism: Anolis carolinensis (green anole)
Lineage: Eukaryota; Metazoa; Chordata; Lepidosauria; Squamata; Anolidae
Gene: dpp3
Product: dipeptidyl peptidase 3
Exons: 18
Coding region: 144-2327 (727 amino acids)
Biological process (GO): proteolysis
Cellular component (GO): cytoplasm
Molecular function (GO): dipeptidyl-peptidase activity; metalloexopeptidase activity
Source: RefSeq, a predicted model, not a curated record
CCCUUUUCACUCUCCCCGAUUGGUUGGACGCUAAAGGGGCGUGGCCUCGCUUGGGAAGCAAUGAAUGGAGAGAAGGACAAGGGGCGUGGCAGGAAGUUGGAAAUCGCGAUUGAGAGAGGAGGUGGCGAAGGCAAGUGGGCACGAUGGUGGACUCCCAGUACAUCCUCCCGAACGACGUGGGCAUCGCGGUGUUGGACUGCGUGGAAGCCUUCCGCCUCCUGUCUCCCGAGGAGCGCCUCUACGCCCACUACCUCUCGCGGGCCUGCUGGUACGGGGGGCUGGUGGUCCUGCUGCAGACCUCCCCCGAGGCCCCCGCCAUCUACGCCUUGCUCUCCCGCCUCUUCCGGGCCCAGGACCCCUCCCACCUGGGGGAGACGGCGCGCACGCUCGGCCUCUCGGAGGAAGAGUACCAGGCCUUCCUGGUUUACGCCGCCGCCGUCUACGCCAACAUGGGCAACUACAAGUCCUUCGGGGACACCAAGUUCGUCCCCAACCUUCCCAAGGAGAAGCUGAAGCAGUUGGUGUGGAAGAGCCAGGCCUUCAAGGACCACCCGGAGGAGAUGGAGGCCCUGUGGGGACGAUGCGGGGACCUCAUGUUCUCCUUGGAGCCCACGCAGAAGCACCUGGGGCUCAGCGGACAGGGCAUUUCGACGUAUUUCUCUUCCAACUGCAGCAUGGAAGACGCCAAGCGAGCCCAGGACUUUCUGGACUCUCAGAGCAUCAGUGCUUACAACACGAGGCUCUUUAAGAAAGAAGUCGACGGGAAAGUGAGCUACGAAGUGCGCCUGGCUUCGGUGUGUUCGGAUGAUUCUCAGCUUGAUGCCGAAUUGGCCUCCAAGUUGAAGUGCUUCCCGUUCGGCGACUGCGAGUUCUCCGUGACGCUCGGCGACUACGCCCCGCUUCUGCAGAAAGUGGUGGAGAACCUACAGAAAGCUCAGCAACACGCGGCCAACGCCACCCAGGCGGAAAUGCUGGCCCACUACAUCACCAGCUUCACGCAGGGUUCUGUGUCGGCCCACAAGGAGGGCUCCCGCUGCUGGAUCCACGACAAGGGCCCCAUUGUGGAGAGUUAUAUCGGGUUCAUCGAAAGCUAUAGAGAUCCCUAUGGCUCCCGCGGGGAAUUUGAAGGGUUCGUGGCCAUUGUGAACAAGGCCAUGAGUGCGAAGUUUGCGCGCCUGGUGUCCGCGGCCGAGCGCCUGCUGGAGGAGCUCCCGUGGCCCCGGGCCUUCGAGAAGGACGCCUUCCUCAAGCCGGACUUCACCUCCCUCGACGUCCUCACCUUCGCCGGCAGCGGGAUCCCCGCCGGCAUCAACAUCCCGAAUUAUGACGACAUCCGGCAAACGGACGGCUUCAAGAACGUCUCCCUGGGAAACGUCUUGUCCGUGGCCUAUUCCACGAAGAAGGAGAAGCUGACCUUCCUGGCCGAAGAGGACAAAGACCUGUACAUCAAGUGGAAAGGCCCCUCUUUCGAGGUGCAGGUGGGCCUUCACGAACUCCUGGGCCACGGCAGUGGGAAGCUCUUUGUCCAGGAUGAGUCGGGGGCCUUCAACUUUGACCGGGAAGCAGUGAUUAACCCAGAAACAGGGGAACAAAUUCGGAGCUGGUACCGCGGAGGCGAGACCUGGGACAGCAAGUUCUCCAGCGUGGCUUCGAGUUACGAGGAGUGCCGGGCCGAGUGUGUGGGGCUGUAUCUCUGCCUGAACAAAGAGGUCUUGGGAAUCUUUGAGCUGGAGGGCAAAGACGCAGAUGACGUUGUCUACAUCAACUGGCUGAACAUGGUCCGGGCGGGCGUCCUGGCGCUGGAGUUCUACACGCCCGAGUCCGGAUCCUGGCGGCAGGCCCACAUGCAGGCCCGCUUUGUCAUCCUGAGGGUCCUCCUCGAAGCCGGCGGGGGUCUCGUGUCCCUCCGCCACGUCACGGGAGAGGACGGCAAGCCCGACGCGGUGGUCACGCUGGACCGGAGCAAGAUCGCCGCCGUGGGGAAGCCGGCGCUGGAGCGAUUCCUGCGGAAGCUGCAGGUGCUGAAGUCCACGGCGGACGUGGUGGGGGGGCGGGCGCUGUACGAGGCCUAUUCGGCUGUGACGGACGCGGGACCAGAGCGUUUCCUGACCCUGCGGCACACGGUGCUCCUGCGCAAGGAGGCGCGCAAGCUUUUUGUGCAAGCCAACACACGCUUGGAAGGAGACGACGUCGUCCUGGUGCAAUACGAAAGCAGCGCCGCCGGCCUGGUCCGGUCCUUCCGCGAGCGCUUUCCCGUAGACGCCGACGUCCUGGAGAGACAGCUGAUGGAUCUGUCGCGUGCGGACGCACACUUCUGGGCCAAGUGAUGCGCCCCGGUGUUCCCUUGAUCUGCGCAGCCCUGCAAGGCGUCCCCGUGUUCCUUGCCCUUGGGUUGCGCUCACUCAAUAAACAGUAAAAGUGUGCAAAGUGGA